Sycon ciliatum is the source of this 17131-nucleotide messenger RNA. RefSeq lists its product as uncharacterized. The record is from RefSeq and is a predicted model, not a curated record. Gene Ontology annotation, molecular function: calcium ion binding; protein binding. NCBI's taxonomy places the organism in Eukaryota, Metazoa, Porifera, Calcarea, Leucosolenida, Sycettidae. Gene Ontology annotation, biological process: heterophilic cell-cell adhesion; establishment or maintenance of epithelial cell apical/basal polarity. The transcript is spliced from 16 exons. Bases 247 to 16383 code for a protein of 5378 amino acids. Gene Ontology annotation, cellular component: protein-containing complex; plasma membrane.
UCCCGAUGAGCGGUCUGUGGCGUUAUCGUUGCUUCAAUCAUCUUUGGAAAGCUGAAAUUCUGUCAGUUGCAAAGUAUCUGAAGUAAUUCCAAUUUCAUGCGGAAGAAGGUUCGUAGUAAAAUCUUCGGGCCCAAAUGGUCACAGCUGAAUUAUUUUGAGACCAGAAGUCACUCCAAUGAGUGCGUAACGUUGUUGUGUUGAAAUCCUAGGUUUGCUUCGUCGAUUCGAGGCACUAACCUAUCGACAAUGGUAACCAGUUGUGGCGUCCCUACGCCCGAUCUGGAUUCUUUGAUUGUGGACUCCUCGAGUCGAACCGGAACACCUUCACUGGCAUCAGGUGGCGAUGGAGUCCUGCCGAGGAAACGGUCGCGGCCUAGCGAGGCCAAGACGCAGAGUGGCGUGCAAGCGUCUUUACCUUCCGCGUCCGCCAGAAGCAGUCCGGUCCCUAACCGACCAUGCUGCGUCUCUCUCAUCGACUCGCCUGAAAAUCACGACAGAAGGUUGGCACAUCGACGAGCCGAGAAUCAGGAACUGAAAUCCUCGAGUGCGUCCUGCAGCCAUCGGAGAAAAAUGGCUCCUUCGUCGCUACGAAAUUGGUUAAUUCUGGGCAUUCUCCUCGUAUACCUUCACAACCUAAGUAUGGUGUUAGCGCAGUCAACAGCUGCGCAAGCAACGAUCACACCCUCAUCACAGUCUUCUACUCCGCACUAUUAUCCUGUUGGAAGCGGUGCGGUCUUUCAGCAACCGAACGCUUUCGGUGCGGAAAUACCGGAACUUGAGAUCACGUUCCGUUACUGUGGACCCGAUGGUGUUCUCAUCUACCAAAAGGGUGCCGGGCAAGCAUUUUGGACGCUUGGCUUCCUCAAUAACUAUCUAACGCUUCGUGUUCGACACCUGAACAGCGUGGCCAUAGCGCAGGUUUUUACGUAUCUUCAGCUUUCACCUGAAGCACUAUACAAAAUCCGAAUCAGCAGCAUUGGCGUAAGCAGACAGUUUCAAAUACACGUCAAUGACAGCCUGGUGAACGACACGGCAAUGAUACCAUCAUACGUGACCGAUGUCGCUAUAUUCAAUGGCUCCACGUCUAUUGGAGGCUACGAUGGUGAUGUACCUUCACUGGAGGAACCUUCUGGACUUUUGAAGGGCGCCGGUGCAUGUAUCGAGAGCAUUCGCACACCCAGAGGUCUAGUCGACUUGAGCCAGGCCUCCACACAGAACGGCACCUCACCUCGGUGCCCAGUCCAGGGCAGAGUCUGCGCGGGGUUUUUAAAGCCUCGGUCCACCGCCACCUUCACGGAUACCAGUGCCUACGUAGCUAUAUGGCGCCCGUUGCAAGGUGGAAUCACCAAGAGAACGCGUGUAGAGUUGGAGAUCAGCACUGGAGCCUCUAGUGGACUGAUAUUCUUCAGCGGCAGCGUGACAAAUGCCAAGGUGUUCAUCGCGGCGUACGUCACUAGUGGCCGUGUCGCGCUGCAGACCUACUUCACACACUCCAGCAUCGUCAGCUCCAGCGUGGUGGUGAACGAUGGCGCGUUGCAUCGUCUGGUCAUCGAGCACUUUGCGGGUACGAAGCGAGUGGACCUGACGGUGGACGAUAUCACUAUCUCCAAUACGCCUGGAGGAGCUCCACGAACCCAGCUGCACAUCGAGAACCCGCUCUUCAUCGGUGGCUUUGACGAUCCGUCGCGUUACCCCGGCGUGGCUGUGGGGACAUCUUUUCUGGGCUGCAUCAGUGAAGUGAGAAUCUCAGAGACCAUUGGUGUUAGCCCGGCUCUGGUCAAUCUCACAACCCAUUCAAGCACUUCAAGAUCGGUGAUCUUUGAUCAGUGUCUACCGGAGCGGACGUGCAGUCCAGCCUGCACGGGGACUGGCAUGGCCUGCAACUACACAUGUGGGUGUACAUCAGGGUAUACCACUUUCACCAUGCCCAUACCGGGUGACAGCAGCUCUACAAUCACAGUAUGUAUGGAGGAUAACGAAUGUUCCAGUAGCCCGUGCCAGCACCAGUCAACAUGCACGGAUGGUAUCAACGGUUAUAUAUGUACUUGUACACCUGGGUACACAGGGCCUGAGUGCCAGACGGAAAUCAACGAGUGUCAGCCAUCGCCGUGCAGCAAUGGCGGCACGUGUACCGACAUGGUGAACGCCUAUGCGUGCACGUGUGCGCUGGGCUUUACGGGACGCGACUGCGAGACCAAUGUGGACGAUUGCGCCGACGGUAAUGUGACAUGCCUGCACGGCUCCACCUGCGUGGAUGGCGUUGCAUCAUACUCGUGUUCCUGUGCACAGGGCUAUACUGGCCUGAGCUGUGAGACGGACGUGAACGAAUGUGCGUCGAGUCCGUGCGAGAACGGAGGCAACUGCCUGGACAUGGUCAAUGGGUACGCGUGCAAUUGUACGGCAGACUUCCGUGGUGUGAUGUGCUCGAUCAACGUCGAUGCGUGCGAUUCGGAUCCGUGCAUGAACGGGGCUGCUUGCCGUGACCUGCCACUCGGGUUUCUAUGCACAUGUCUGCCUGGGUACACAGGUAGCAACUGCGAGACGGAUAUCGAUGAAUGUAAGAGCAGUCUGUGCAUGCACGGAGCUACCUGUGUUGACCAGGUGAACGCGUACCGGUGCAUCUGUGCAGAUGGUUACACGGGGCAGUUCUGCGGGACGGACAUAAACGAGUGUUUGUCUCAUGACUGUCAGAAUAAUGCCACAUGUGUGGACGCAGUCAACUCCUACAGGUGUGCAUGUGCAGAAAGCUGGACUGGCAGUCGAUGUCAAGUAGAUGUGGACCAGUGCUACUCAUCACCGUGUAUCAAUGGAGCCACUUGCGUCGACGGUCACAAGCAAUUCUCCUGUCAGUGUGCGGCUGGAUGGACGGGCGUAACAUGCCAAGUUGAGAUCAAUGAAUGUGAAUCGCAGCCGUGCCGUAACAAUGCAACGUGUGUGGAUCAACUAGCGUCAUACCAGUGCAGCUGCGCCCCGGGGUAUACCGGCGUGGAUUGCCAAACAAAUGUUGACGAAUGCGCGUCUGACCCGUGCCACCACCAGGGCACGUGUGUGGAUGGGGUGAACUCGUUCACGUGUCGUUGCAAUUCAGGUUUCCUGGGCCCACUGUGUGACGCAGAUGUGGAUGAAUGUAUCUACCUGUUGCCGUGUCGCAACGGUGCAACGUGCUCCAAUCUACCGCUUGGCGGGUAUCAGUGUCAUUGUCAGGUCGGCUAUACAGGUCCGGAGUGUCAGACGGAGCUCGUGGAGUGUGCGUCCGGUCCGUGCAUGAACAAUGCUACGUGUGCUGAUUUGCUGGGAGGCUAUCGGUGUAUGUGUAGUGAUGGCUGGACUGGUACGCACUGUGAGAGCAACAUUGAUGAAUGCCAGAGCGCUCCCUGCAGCAAUGCGGGAACCUGUGUGGACGGCGUCGGUAUGUUCACGUGUACCUGUCCACACGGUUACACCGGUGCACGCUGUCAGACGAAUAUCAAUGAAUGUGCGUCCACGCCAUGCCAACAUGCCGGUCAGUGUGUGGACAUGAUCGAUGGCUUCACUUGCCAGUGCUCUUUAGGCUAUACAGGUGCCUUGUGUGAAACAGUCAUAGACAACUGUGCUUCAACACCAUGCAGUACUGCAUACGGUACUUGUUCCAAUAUGGUGGGUGCCUAUCAGUGUCACUGCCAGGCUGGAUAUACAGGCACACACUGUGAGACGGAUAUAGAUGAAUGUGCCUCGUCACCAUGCUUGCACGGCGGUACGUGUGUGGACCUGAUGAACCAGUACCGGUGCAUGUGCCCGCGUGGCACCAGGGGAGAGCGCUGCCAGGCGGACGUGCGGGAGUGCCUGUCGGCGCCGUGCCAGAACAAUGCCACGUGUGUGGAGCAAGUCGGUGGCUACAGGUGUGCUUGUCAGACCGGGUACUUUGGAGUGGCGUGCGCGGACGACUUUGACGAGUGCUCCAGUGACCCAUGCCAGAACAAUGCCACUUGCAGUCAGUAUAUUGGCGGUUUCAGCUGCGCUUGUCCUGCAGGUGUGACGGGCACGCGCUGCGAGAUUGAUGUGGAUGAAUGUACGUCGGGAAUUGGACCGUGUGCUUCGCCCGGUACUGAAAUGUGUGUGAACACGUACUCAUCGUAUGAGUGCAGUUGCAAGCCUGGUUUCACUGAUGCCCUCUGCCGGACGGAGAUUGAUGAAUGCGCCAGUGAUCCGUGCGUGAACAAUGCCACGUGCGCAGAUCAAGUCGACGGGUUUACGUGCACCUGCGUCAGCGGCUGGACGAACACGACGUGCGACGUGGAAAUCGACGAGUGUCAGUCCGCGCCGUGCCAGAACAAUGGAAGCUGCGUUGAAAUGUUUGAUGGUUAUGCGUGCUCGUGCCUACACGGGUACACCGGUAGUCACUGUGAGACGGAUAUUGAUGAAUGUGCUAGCAUGCCGUGCCGGAACAAUGCAACGUGUCAUGAUGAUGUGGCCCUAUACCAGUGCGAGUGCGUAGCCGGUUACUCCGGGCUAACUUGCCAGGAGAACAUUGAUGAAUGUGCUAGCUGGCCAUGCUCUGCUAACGGUACCUGCCAGGACUUGAUCAAUGGCUUCGUCUGCGCCUGCGAUCGAGGCUACAACGGCACUCUGUGUGAGAAUGACAUCAAUGAGUGUCACGCAAUGCCGUGUGAUUCUCGAGCGACGUGUAUCAACACGGCUGGAGCGUUUGGUUGCGCAUGCGCUCCCGGCACGACCGGUUCCCUAUGCAGCAUUGAUAUUGACGAAUGCAGUUCAGAACCGUGCCGAGGGAACAGCACAUGUCGGAACGGAGAUAACAUGUUCACGUGCCAGUGUCAGCCUGGCUGGACGGGUGUCCUGUGCGAUGUUGAAAUCAACGAAUGUGCGUCGGAUCCGUGCCUGCACGGCGCGACGUGUAUAGACAUGGUUGCAGGGUACGGGUGCAUCUGUGCCACGGGAUUCACCGGAGUCACGUGCCAGACCAAUAUUGAUGACUGCAUCCCGCAGCCUUGCCUGAACCGGGGCACCUGUGUUGACUUGGUGAAUGACUAUCAAUGUAACUGUCCUGUGUAUCUAACUGGAGCCGUGUGCCAGCUGGACAUCAACGAGUGUGCACCGCAGCCCUGCAGAAACUCUGCAACGUGCGUGCAAACGCCGCUACCUAUACCAUUGGAAAAUAGCAACGAGACAGCUGCGUUGACAGUGCCGCCGACGCCUGCUUCGGAGGCAUCCACAACAAUGCCGGUGUUCAAUUCCAGCACGUGGUCUGGAUACCAGUGCCAAUGCGUGCCUGGUUUCACGGGUUCAACGUGUAAUGUGAACAUAGAUGAAUGCUCGUCCAGUCCAUGUCAGAACAGUGCUACGUGUCUGGAUCAGAUCAACGGGUACUCAUGCAUGUGUGCGUCAGGCUACACCGGGACGCAUUGUGAAGUGCAGUACCAGGCCAGCUUUCCCAGUGCACCCACCUACCUAUUGUACAGCAACGGUGCCAAGGUGACCAUGCUCAGCUGGGAGUUUGCUACUCUGUCCAGAGACGCGGUGAUUCUCUAUGCUGCCGGGACUGCCAAGGUGCAAGGUCUGGCCGACCAUCUGCUUGUCGAGCUUGUCAACGGCUCAGCCAGAGUCUCGAUAGACACUUACCUGCAACCAAAGUCCACGACAUUCAAGGGAAGCUUCCUGGCCGACGGUGCAUUCCACCGAAUAACCCUGGCACUGAGUGAGCAGCCGCAGCUAACCAUCAGUAUUGACAACGUCAACCAAACACUGACACCGCCGAGUGGGACAUCUCUAGAGGUGAAUGGACAGUAUUAUCUAGGCGGUGUUAAGACAUGGACAGCCAUCACCGAGUCACUGUUGCUUUCACGAAACGGACUCGUUGGCUGCAUCGUCAACUUUGCAGUCAAUGGCAAGGCGAUCAGUUUAGACACACUGGCAACACCCAGUACCGCACCGCUUGGAAUCGGCUGUACACGUGGACCAGCGUGCACCGCAUCGACCUGUAGGAACGGUGGUACGUGUACCGAGACAUGGUCAUCCACAAGCUGCCAGUGCCCGGGGGGCCUCACAGGACAGCACUGUGAGGAGCUGGUGUCAGUGCAUUUUGAUGGGAACUCGGCACUGGUGCUUGACAGUGUGAGGAGCAGGAUAACGUUUGAUUUCACCACGCUGAUGACAGAUGGCCACAUCAUGUCACUGGUCUCCACUGUUUGGGAUAACUCUGCGUUCUCCGUGAGCAUCGUCGGAGGUCGCAUCCAACUCCUCUCUGUGAAUACGUCAGGUGUUGCGGAGACAGCCACGCACACUGUUCGGGUGUCCGAUGGAAACUGGCAUACGGUGACGGUGGUGGAGUCGAAGGAGGGCAUUGCAGUGUCGGUCGAUUCCAGCAGUCAAUGUGUUGGAUCUACGUGUGUACUGCUCGGGCCAGCAUUGGGCUUGCCGGAACUAGCUGUGUUUGGAAGCAUUACAAACGUUUCACGUAGCUCAAUCAGCACUGUACAGCCACGCCUGACAUUCGGUGGCUGCAUUCGAAACAUCCUCAUUAACACCACAGCACCAGUUGACCUUGGACUGGCUAUAUCAGGCUCAGCUGCUCUCUCGCAGGCACUCUCAGCGAAUCAGCAAUCGCUCAGAACUCCGUCAUUGGGCUGCCCCAGGGAGAGUAUGUGUGCAUCACAGCCAUGUGCUAAUUCUGGUACCUGUGUGUCGACAUGGCUGGGUUACGAGUGCCAGUGCACGGGUAACUACGCUGGAAGCCAGUGUCAGAUAGCUUCGUCGCUAACAUUCAAUGGUCAGAGUAGCUAUGUGAUGUACAAGGUGACAUUCGGACCUGCCACAUUCGGCACCAGUGGGUCGUUUGAGUUCCGAACACGGAGUGGUGGCGGUCAACUGAUGUACGCCAAAGGUCCGGCGUCCUCUUUUGGCGUGUUUGAUUUCAUUCUUAUUGAAAUGGUCAACGGCAUGUUGCAGCUGAAGGCUACACUUGGUUCAGGAAUUGGCACAAUAAAGUUGCAACAGGCAGUGAACGACGGCGCAUGGCACCACCUGUACUGGAGCAGAAGCGGCAAGGUAUUCAACAUGACUCUGGACGGGCUUUAUCGUGUUUCCGGUUCCACACCGGGUCCGUACAACGUCUUGCAGGUGAUCCAGUCUGGAGUCACACUUGUUCACGUUGGCUCCCUGCCUCCGGGGUCUACAGAUACAGUUUUUGAUUCCAACAGUCCGUAUCGUGGAUGUCUACGCUCGGUGACAUUCGACGCGCUCAAAGCUCCGUUCUACGCCACGGUUGGCUAUGGUGUAGUGCCCAGUCUUCUUAACACGGUCUCUGGCUGCCAGCCUAGCGACGUGUGUGCAUCCAACCCAUGCAUGGGCAACUUCAGCACGUGCGUGGAUCAGUUUGAGGCGUUUUCGUGCGUUUGUCAGCCCGGUAGGACUGGGAGCCUGUGCGAGAUUGACGUUGAUCUUUGCGCCGACGGGCCAUGCGCUAAUGGUGGUAGCUGUACUGAGGACCGCAGCGGACUCUCCAUCACCUGCUCGUGUGUUCCUGGCUACACGGGUACAACAUGUGAGACGAACAUUGAUGAAUGUCUGCAGCAGCCGUGCAUGAACAAUGCAACGUGUACAGAUCGUGUUAAUGCCGUGAUGUGUAGCUGUGCUGCUGGUUACACUGGGAUGUUCUGUGAUGUUAACGUUGAUGAAUGUCAGUCGGGACCAUGCUUUGGCAAUGCUACGUGCGUUGAUGGCAUCGCGUCCUUCAGCUGUGCCUGCCCAGCCUCGCACACCGGACGCCUGUGCCGGACGGACGUGGAUUUCUGCGCGCCGCGUCCGUGCGCCAACCACUCGACCUGCCUGGACGGAGAGUUCACCUUUGCGUGUGCCUGCUCUCCAGGCUAUACGGGGAGACUGUGCGACGGCAACGUAAACGAGUGUCUCGUGAACCCGUGCCUCAACAGUGGAACGUGCCUGGAAAUCCUGCCGCACAAUGACCUGGGCUCCGGAUCUGGCUCUGGCGAUAAUAUGAUUGUCCACGCAUCCAACUUCACCGGUGGACAUACGUGUGCGUGUCUGGAUGGGUUCGCUGGCCGGGACUGUGAGCGCGAUGUGUGCGCCGAGCUUGCGUGCAGAAGCGGUGGAACGUGCGUGCGCGGCAGUCAGUCCGCGUUCUGCAGCUGCCCGAUCGGUCACAACGGGACGAGCUGCGAGAAUGAUCUCUGCGCGUUGCUGAACUGCCAGAACCAGGCGGCGUGCGUGCCGAGCAUGAAUUCCGCCAUGUGCCUAUGUCCCAGCGGGUUCAACGGCAGCCGGUGUGAGCAUGACCUGUGUUUGUUGGCUGCUUGUACAAACGGCGCAACGUGUGUCACAGGUGUGAACACUGCCUCGUGUUCAUGCCUCCCGGGUUUCAGCGGCUCCAGUUGCCAGAAUGACUUGUGCGCUAUGCUUGCAUGCAGCAACGGGGCUACAUGUCAGACGGGCGCAGGCACGGCCGAAUGCCUGUGCCCGCCGGGUGUCAACGGAACAAGCUGCGAAACUGACCUGUGCGCAGUGCUCAGCUGCGAGAACAACGGAACAUGCGUACGUGAUGUGCUCUCUGCCACGUGUAGCUGUCCCGCAGGCGUGAACGGAACACGGUGCGAGAAUGAUCUCUGCCAGCAGCUUGGCUGUAGAAAUGGUGCUGCGUGCAUUGCCGGAGUGAACUCUGCAGUGUGUGACUGCCUACCUGGAUUCAAUGGCACACAGUGCGAGAAUGAUCUCUGCCAGCAGCUGGGCUGCAGGAAUGGUGCUGCGUGCAUUACCGGCGUGAAUUCUGCAGUAUGUGACUGCCUGGCGGGAUUCAAUGGCACACAGUGCGAGAAUGAUCUCUGCCAGCAGCUGGGCUGCAGGAAUGGUGCUGCGUGCAUUACCGGCGUGAAUUCUGCAGUGUGUGACUGUCUCCCGGGAUUCAAUGGCACACAAUGCGAGAAUGAUCUCUGUCAGCAGCUGGGCUGUAGGAAUGGUGCUGCGUGCACUACCGGCAUGAACUCUGCAGUGUGUGACUGCCUACCUGGAUUCAAUGGGACACAGUGCGAGAAUGAUCUCUGCAGUCACUUAGCAUGUCAGAAUGCAGCAACAUGUGUUACCGGUCUGAACUCUGCGCUGUGUCAGUGCGACUUGGGUUUCAACGGCUCUCGCUGCGAGAACAACCUGUGCGACCAACUGGGCUGUCAAAACGGAGCUACAUGCGUACGUGGUCUGAACUCUGCGCAGUGUUUGUGCGCUGAUGGUUAUAAUGGGUCACGGUGCGACAACGACCUGUGCGCAGAGCUCGCCUGUCAGAACGGUGCCCAGUGCUUAGCGGAUAUGGACACUGCGCAGUGCAAUUGCUCUGCUGGUUAUGACGGUUCGCGCUGCGAGAACGACCUCUGUGCUCAGCUCUCGUGCCAGAACGGCGCUACGUGCGUACGCGGUGCAAGCACAGCGCGUUGUCAGUGUCCGCUCGGUUUCAACGGCACACAGUGUGAGAGCGACCUGUGCCAGUUGCUUGCGUGUUCUUCUGCCGGCGGCAUAUGUGUCGCAGAGCAGGGCAGCGCAUACUGUCAGUGUAGCACAGGCUACUAUGGCGACAGCUGCCAUGGCAACUUCUGCCAGGAUUUGAACUGCUCGGCGACGAGCGCACGGUGCCUUGCCAACGCCUCAGCUGCGCUGUGCGAUUGCGACCCAGGGCAUGUCGGUGUUCAGUGCGAGACAGACCUCUGCCAGGAGUCACCGUGCCUGAACUCGGGUACGUGCAUGCGCCUGGACGGUGCACACCUGUGCCAAUGCUCACCGCGAUACAACGGCAGUCAAUGCGAGUAUGACACGUGCUCAGCAGUGUCGUGCCUGAACGGAGGCACGUGCACAGAAUCCACAACGGGAGUGGAGUGCAUGUGCCGACGUGGUUACAAUGGUUCUAGCUGCGAGCAAGACUUGUGUGACAUUCUCAACUGUGUUCCUCAUCAAAGUUUCUGCCUGGAGGGUGAGCUGUGUGAGUGUUUCCCGGGCUUCUUCGGCGACCGCUGUGAGAUCGACCUGCAGGACCUGUGCGAUUGUCAGAACAAUGCCACGUGCCUUACCGGAGUGGACGGUGGUAGCGGCUAUGUCUGCAGCUGUCAGCAGGGCUAUACGGGGGUGAGCUGCGAAACGUUCAUCGACCAUUGCACGGCCAGCAGCUGCAGUGGACACGGAGUGUGCAUGAACGGUACACUGGGAUUCUCGCAUACGUGUAACUGCACUAGUGGCUAUGCCGGCGGCGAGUGCGAGAUUGAAAUAAACGAGUGCACCACGGGAGUACACAACUGCAACCCGGUCUCGACUGCUCGUUGCGAGAACACUGCUGGAUCAUACCGGUGUGUCUGCAGCGCUGGAUUCGAAGGUGACACGUGCGCUAUCGACAUCAACGAGUGUGAUGUGCUGGAUCCGUGCACUAACAGCGGAAACUGCACCGACCUAGUUGCAGACUAUGCAUGUCGAUGUGGUGCCGCGUACACUGGCAGGAACUGCUCGGUGGAGAUUAAUGAGUGUGAGGUGGCCCCGUGUCAGAACAGUGCAACGUGUUUAGAUCUUAUUGGCCAGUACGAGUGCAUGUGUUCAGCCGGAUUCACUGGACUGCAGUGCGAAACAAACAUAGAGGAAUGUGCUUCGGAGCCGUGCGGGAACAACGGAACAUGUACGGACGGUAUCGACUCGUAUUCAUGUACUUGCACCGCUGCCUGGACUGGCAUGCACUGUGAUUCUGAUGUGAAUGAAUGUGCGAGUGCAGACGACUCGUCAACCGAUCUCUGCAACUUUGGAACGUGUAAUAACUAUGACGGUGGGUUUAACUGCUCGUGCAUGACAGGGUACGAAGGUCCGCUCUGCAGUCGUGACGUGAAUGAAUGUGCAAUGGAACCGCCAGUCUGUCAGAACAACUUCACGUGUGCGAACUCAGCCGGAGAUUACAUGUGUACGUGCGCUGCACCGUACAGUGGCAAGCACUGUGAGGUCUACACCGACCCGUGCUCGCUGACAUCGUGCAUGCGUAACGGCACGUGUACGCCCGUCGGUGCACGUGCAAUUUGUACAUGCCCAGUGGCGUUCACCGGAGAGCGAUGCGAGACGUUCGUAGACCCGUGUGUUCGCGUGCCCUGCCGGAAUGGCGCAACAUGUACAUCGUCUGAGGACACCGGCGAUGCAUUCCAGUGCUCGUGCAGCUUGGGAUAUACAGGAGAAACAUGUCAGACUGACAUCGAUGCAUGUCUGAUGCAGCCCUGCUUCAACAAUGCCACGUGCAUCGAUCAGCCUGGUGCCGGAGGUGUUGCGUGCAGCUGUGCAAGCGGAUUCACUGGCGUCCUUUGUGAUGAUGUCAUUGAUGACUGUACGCCGGGCGUGUGCAGCAACGGUACCUGUAUAGACCUGCACAAUGACAUACGCUGUGACUGCUUCAUUGGCUAUACUGGUCAGCGCUGUACUGUGGACAUUGAUGAUUGUGCCAACAUGCCAUGUCUCAACAAGGGGCAGUGUACCGACGCAAUCGACUCCUAUUCAUGUGCUUGUGCGGCUGGUUUUACUGGCUCGAACUGCGAGACCAACGUCAACGAUUGCGGACAUUCGCUGUGCGAGAACGGUGCCACGUGUGUGGACGGAGUGGCAAACUAUACGUGCGAGUGUCCACGCUGCUUCUAUGGAUCUCACUGUGAAUCGCAGUUGGAUUUCCACACCUGCUAUGGGUGUCAGUGUGCCAACGGUUCUACCUGCGUACCAUCACCCACGUUCAACCAGUCUAUGGGUAGUGGUGAUGGUGCAACGGAGUGUCUCUGCUCGCCGGGCUACAACGGAUCCAGAUGUGAACUGGAGAUCAAUGAAUGCCUGGCUGCGCCCUGUGCUGCGGACGCCACAUGCGUUGACAUGAUCAAUGCAUUUGCCUGCCUGUGCGCCCAGGGUACGACCGGCGAUCGCUGCCAUACCGAAAUAGACUACUGCACCCCAGAGCCGUGCGUAACGGGAAACUGCAGCUCGUCGCGGCAAGGCUUCGCGUGCCUGUGUCCGGCGGGACAAACUGGAAGCGUGUGUGAGACCGAUAUCAACGAAUGUGCCAGCAACCCGUGCCAUGAGUCCAUGUGUGUCAACGGCAAAGACAUGUUCAUGUGCGUGUGUCCGGCUGGCAUGACCGGGGUGCUGUGUGAUGCGGAAAUUGAUGAGUGUAUGUCAUCGCCGUGUGGUGCACUCGGAAACUGUACGGAUGGUGACAACGGCUACAGUUGUACGUGUAUCGCAGGUAUCACGGGUACUCACUGCCAGACUGACGUUGAUGAAUGCGCUACCGUGCCGUGCAUGGGCAAUUCAACGUGUCUUGAUCAGCUGGACGGUUAUCUGUGUAUGUGCGAAACCGGCCUGACGGGAUUACAAUGCCAGAGUGACAUCGACUACUGCCUUCCUGGACCGUGUCAGAACGAAGCGACGUGCGUGGAUGGUCGCACUACAUACACCUGUAUGUGCCCUGUAGCUUUCACAGGGAGUCAGUGCCAGACGGAUAUUGACUACUGCGCUGGCGCGGGUUCCGGCAGCCUAUGUCAGAAUUCCGGAGUGUGUAUAGACGGCGAGACAAACUACACCUGCAAGUGUGCGCUAGGAUUCACCGGAUCACGCUGUGAGAUCAACAUUGAUGAUUGUGUAAAUGGCACGUCGGGAGCGAGCCUCUGCUUGAACAACGCGACCUGCACGGAUCUAACGAGUGACUUCAGCUGUGCCUGCGAGCCUGGCUUCACCGGCUCAGUGUGUCAGACGGACAUUGAUGAUUGCGUAGGCGUGAUGUGCAGUAACAACGGCACUUGUGUCGACGGCACGGCCAAGUUCACCUGCUCGUGUGAUACUGGCUUCCACGGUAGACUGUGCGAGGACAAUCCUGACGAUUGCCGGCCCGGCGUGUGUAACAACGGCACGUGCGUGGAUGGCCUGGACGAGUUCUCCUGCACGUGCGCGCCAGGGUUUACGGGAUCACGCUGUCAACACGACGUGGAUGAAUGUAUGUCGCAACCGUGCGCCAGUAACAGCACCGACCGCUGCAUCAACAACAUCAACGCCUUCCGGUGUGCGUGCAGCGCCGGUUUCACGGGUUUGCUGUGCCAGACAAACAUAAACGAGUGCUCCAGUGAGCCGUGUGUGAACAAUUCUACGUGCACGGAUCUGAUUAAUAGCUACACAUGCCAAUGUGCGCCCGGGUAUACGGGUACCCACUGUGAGACAAACAUCAAUGAAUGUGAGCCGAUGCCAUGCAACAACAAUGGAACCUGCACGGACCAGGUCGAUGGAUUCAGGUGCAGCUGUGCCCCGGGGUACACUGGUGCGACGUGUGAUCAAAUACACGACUUGUGUGUGGCAUUGACGCCGUGCCAGAACCAGGCAACGUGCGUGUUCUCUGCGCCGUCACGCGUUGACUGCAUGUGUGCAGCGGGCUACACUGGACGGGAGUGCGAAACGAAUUUCGACGAGUGCACCUCCAACCCAUGCUUUCCUGGCAGCACCUGUGUCGACGGCAUCGCCAACUUCACCUGUGGCUGCACGGCGGCGUACAGUGGAGGACUGUGCGAGGUUGAGGUGGAUCCGUGCGUCACUAGUAACCCGUGUGAGAACGGAGGCACCUGCACAUCACCUGGUGUCGGACUCUUCAACUGCUCCUGUCCACUAGGGUGGUCCGGCGUUAACUGUUCGGUUGAUGUUGACGAAUGUGCUGCCAUACCAUGUAGGAACAAUGCGACGUGUGUGGAGAGUGGUUCAUCGUCAGCGACGUCAUCCUCGCCUCCUAAGGUUCCUAUCGGUGCGUAUGUGUGUCUGUGUCCUGGUGGUGUGACUGGUAUGGACUGCGAAAGUAACAUUGCCUGCGACAGCUCGCCGUGUGCCAACAACGGCACCUGCCAGUUGGAGUCUGUGACUGGUUACAGCUGCGCAUGCCAGGCUGGCUUCACUGGUCCACACUGUCAGACUAAUAUUGACGAGUGCACACCAUUGCCCUGUGCAAACAAUGCCACCUGCCAUGACGGGAUCAACGGCUACUUGUGCGAGUGUCCACCCGAUUACACUGGCGUUCAUUGCGAAACGCAGAUCAAUGACUGCGCCAACGUUACCUGCGCAAACCAAGCAGUGUGCAUCGAUCUCGUUGAGGAUUUCCACUGCUCCUGCUUGCUGGGCUUUGCCGGUCGCUACUGUCAAGUUAAUGUUGAUGAGUGUGUGAAUGUGACCUGUAGUCACCAUGGUCGCUGUGUUGAUGGUAUUGCGUCGUUCUCCUGUGACUGCGAUGCGGGAUUCACCGGACGGGACUGCCAGACGGACGUCGACCACUGUCACAAUGUGACGUGUCGCAACAACGGAACGUGCGUGGACGGUGUGCUGAACUUCACAUGUGCCUGUGUGCGUGGCUACAGUGGCGCCCUGUGCGAAGUGAACGAUGAUGAAUGCAGCAACGUGACUUGUGCAAACGGUGGCUCGUGUGUGGACGGAGUGGCAUCAUUCACGUGUACGUGUGCGCCAGGGUAUACUGGGCAGCUGUGCGAGAGCAACAUCAAUGAAUGUGCAUCAUCACCGUGUAUGAACGGCUCGUGUACGGACGGCAUCGACGGCUAUGCUUGUCUGUGCUUGCCUGGCUUUACGGGAACACACUGCGACCAGAAUGUGAACGAGUGUGUGUCUGAGCCGUGCUCGAAUAACGCCACGUGCGUGGAUCUGAUCAACGCAUACUCCUGCUCAUGUGCACCAGGGUUCACGGGAAUGCUGUGUGAGACGAACAUCGACGAGUGCCAGAGUUCACCGUGCGGAGCGGGCAACACGUGUGUGGAUGGCGUGAAUGGCUACGUUUGUCAAUGCAGCGUGGGACUGAGCGGCAAGCACUGUCAGACGGACGUCGACUACUGCCAGCAGGGAAUGUGUAUGAACGGCGCGUCGUGUCUGGACGGUUCCGGAUCGGGAUUUGCCUGCGUGUGCGCAGCUGGGUACACGGGCAUGCUCUGUGAAACUGACAUUGAUGAAUGCAGUAACAACACCUGCGCCAAUGGUGCUACAUGCGUCGACGGAAUUGAUGCUUACACGUGUGCGUGUGCAGCCGGGUACACAGAUGCGUACUGUGAUAUCAACAUCAACGAAUGCUCGUCGAAUCCCUGUUCGGCGUUCUCCAACUGUACGGAUCUGGUCAGUGGCUACACAUGUGAGUGUGAUGCAGGGUUUACUGGUGUUCACUGUGAGACUGAUGUGGAUGAUUGUGCUGCCCAGCCAUGUGCCCAGCACUCUACAUGCACCGAUGCCAUCAACUCCUUCAUGUGUGCAUGUGCAGUCGGGUACACUGGUGCCACGUGCAGUAUCGAACUCAAUGAGUGUGACUCAUCUCCCUGCGUAAAUGGUACCUGCACCGACCUUAUUGCGGGAUACAGGUGCGGAUGUGUGGCUGGUUUUACCGGCAGCCGUUGUGAGACAGAACUGAAUGAAUGUGUCUCCGACCCAUGCCUCAACUCCGCCACGUGCGUGGAUUUAGUCAACGCGUAUCGCUGUGUCUGCAGCGCUGGAUUCACCGCGGCAAACUGCUCCGUCAACAUUGACGACUGCCAGCCGAGUCCGUGCGUGCGCGGCAUGUGCAUGGACUCAGUGGCGUCGUACUCGUGCGUGUGUCCUCCUGGAUUUACCGGCGCUCAGUGUCAGACGGACAUUGACGAGUGUCAGAGUAUGCCGUGUGGACAACGUGGUGCGUGUCUGGACGCGGAGAAUGGCUACAGCUGUCGGUGCGAGGCCGGCUUCACGGGAGCGCACUGCCAAACGGACAUCAAUGAGUGUACUGCAAGACCGUGUGAGGGCGAUAACAGUACGUGUACGGAUCUAGUGAAUGCAUUCCGCUGUGCCUGUCAAGCCGGGCUAACUGGUGAUAGGUGUGAACAGGAUGUGGAUGAGUGUUUGCCUAUGCCAUGUCUCUACGGUGGCACAUGCACACAGCCGGUGCUGAACGAGUUUGUGUGCCAAUGCCCGGUAGGCUACACAGGCGUACGGUGCCAGUCGCUCAUAUGCAAUCCGGACGCGCCGGAUGAUGCGGAGCGCUACGACAAUCAAGAUGAGUGCGCCCCGUCGGAGCCGCUGUGUAUCCGGGGCACCUGCCGAAACCUGUGCUUCAACUACACCUGCGACUGCGAGGAGGGGUACGAAGGACGUCACUGCGAGAACGCCAGGGCUGUCGUUGGCGGCGACUCGAAUGCAGUGUCCACAACCACCAUUGUCAUCAUCGUGGUGGUGGUUGUUGUCGUCCUGCUCAUUCUUCUUGUCCUGAUGGGCUUGUAUCGUCGAAAGCAGAGAGGCAAGCUCUCUGGUUCGUACAGCCCAAGUAGUGUAGAGGGCAAUGGAGCUGACCUUGAUGACUUGGACGUGGAAGAAGAGCGGCUCAUCUGAACACAAUGACCAGGACUCGUACACAAGCACCCAGCAAGCCACAGUAGUGGGUCCAUUGUUAUUAGGUGUAUGCCUGUUUUGACUCCCACUGCAAUUGUAUAUCAACAAUAACAAACUAGUACACUGACGCUGAGUCUCACAAAUCCAUAGACUGUACAUCACUGUUACAAGAAGUGCACACAUGUACUGGAAAAGUGAAGUCUCUCACAAAAGCCAACAGUAUGCAAUAGAACUAACUUCAACUCAGUUUUCACCAUAAUAGAACUAAACCAAGCCAAUUUGAUUCGUAGAUCAGUGCUUAUGUCCUGCACGGAACCUUGAGAUUUUGCUACAUGCUUUAAAUGUAGUCUAUAUACUGAUAUGCUAGCUUUGACUCGUUUGAUCUGCUGUAGGCACGUGUUGGAGUCCGCUUGAGGGCAUUAGGGGGCUUCGAGACUCUCUGAACACACUAUGGGCUGGAUGAACAGAGAGCCUCGUGGUCACAUACAUACAAUGCAAUGAACUUGUGCUGGUGUAUGUUGCUCUACACCUGACAAUGCUAUGAUCAUAAUAAUUUUAAACAUACUUUCAUAAUACUGUAAGUAUUGCCGCUAGCAUUGGAUUGAGGGACGAAUGACUCUCUGCUCUCACGCUCACUGUUGCCACUGUUGCCAGUGUUGCCAUUAUGCUUUCUAUGUCCAUUGUUAUAAUGCUUUCAAUUUGAUGAUAUUUACCUUGAAGAGUAAAGCUGUUACAAAGCUGCAAAAUA